Molecule: messenger RNA, 5580 nt
Organism: Cherax quadricarinatus
Lineage: Eukaryota; Metazoa; Arthropoda; Malacostraca; Decapoda; Parastacidae
Source: RefSeq, a predicted model, not a curated record
CCGUGGAGUGUUAUGGUGAGACCAAGAUGGCGGCGGAGGUUGUGUCUGUCUGAGUUACUUCAUCUUUACUCCCUCCUCAGCCCUCCAGGGCCGCCCCUAUGUGCCCCACCCACGCCCACGCCCACGCCCACUACCCUCACGCCCAUCCUCAGCGCCUCAGAUGACCGCCCACGCGCCCACAAAGCCUCAAAACUGAGGAAAAAGCCGCUGGAAUUUGAGCGUUUGUGAGGGAGAAGCUUCAAGUGACAAGACUUAAUUAAUCUAAUUUUCCCCUUAAUUAAGUGUACCAGUGAGCGCUUAAGCGCUCACUACAGACAAUUUAACCAGUGUUAAGUGAGAGAUACUAUGUUAAGCCCCGGGAGAUAGAGCUUAACCUCGUGUUGAUAAUCUCCCUUAAGAGGGUUAUUUCGUGUUUUUUUUUUAUUUUUUUCGAUGUUUUGAGGGAGGUGUUGAUCCGAGGUCUUCAGGGAGCUUGAUGUUUGCAAGAGUUAAUGACCAGUAGCCGGGCCAGAAGCUGUGGGCGGGGCACACUGCGGAGACAUGGCUGACAGAAUGGCACGGCGCAGGGUCAAACUAUAUGCGCUGAACGCUGACCGCCAGUGGGACGACAGGGGUACAGGCCAUGUCACAUCCUCAUAUGUAGAACGGUUGAAAGGCAUGUCCCUCCUAGUGCGGGCUGAAUCGGACGGGUCAUUACUGUUAGAGUCAAGAAUCCAAGCAGAUACUGCAUAUCAGAAGCAACAGGGCACGCUCAUAGUGUGGUCAGAAGGAGAGAACUUUGAUUUGGCCCUGAGUUUUCAAGAGAAGGCCGGCUGUGACGAAAUAUGGGAAAAAAUAUGUCAGGUACAAGGGAAAGAUCCCAGUGUAGACAUAACUCAAGACAUCGUCGAGGAGAGCGAGGACGAGAGAUUCGACGAUGUGUCAGACUCUAACCCCUGGGUCGAGUUACCCCCGUGUGAGAUAGGUAGAUUGGAAGACAUAAAUGAGGUGAUAAGCAAUUGUCUACACUCUCCUGUAAGGCGAGAAAAAUUAGCAAUAGCCCUAGAAAACGAGGGCUACGUUAAGAAGCUAGUGUCAGUGUUCCACACCUGCGAGGACCUGGAGAACAUGGAGGGUCUCCAUCUUCUCUAUGAAAUCUUCAAGAACAUCUUUCUGCUCAACAAAAAUGCCCUUUUCGAAAUUAUGUUUGCAGAUGAUACCAUAUUUGACAUCGUCGGGUGCUUGGAGUACGACCCAUCCUCGCCGUACCCAAAGAGACAUCGACAGUACCUUAAAAGUAUAGCUAAGUUUAAGGAGGUAAUCCCCAUAGAAAACAGUGAGCUUCUAAGUAAGAUUCAUCAAACGUAUCGUGUACAGUACAUCCAGGACGUGGUCUUACCCACCCCAGCGGUGUUCGAGGAGAACAUGUUGUCUACACUCUCAUCCUUUAUCUUCUUCAACAAAGUGGAGAUUGUUUCUCUCAUACAGGAAGAUGAAAGAUUUUUGAGCGAGUUGUUUCACCAGUUGGGUGGUGACGAGGACGUACCAACGGAAAAGCGGCGAGAUCUCGUCCUGUUUCUCAAAGAGUUCUGUACUUUUUCACAAACCCUCCAGCCUACCAGCAGAGAAGCGUUCUUUAAAACUCUGUCCAGCCUGGGGGUCUUAUCAGCGCUGGAGAUCACUCUAGGGCUCGACGAUGCUGUCAUUAAAGCUGCCUCCAUAGACAUUCUCAGUUACAUCGUGGAGUUCUCCCCGUCCAUGGUGCGGGAGUACAUGAUGCAACAGCAGCAUAAAACAGAGGAGGAACAGUACCUGUUAAACAUCAUCAUUGAACAGAUGGUGGUGGACUCGGACCCUGAGAUGGGAGGAGCAGUCCAGUUAAUGGGCAUCCUGAGGAUUCUAAUAGAUCCCGAGAACAUGAUGGCCACCGUCACCAAGUCUGAGCGAGCGGACUUCCUCGCGUUCUUCUAUAAACACUCCAUGCACUACCUUGUGGCACCACUACUAUCCAACACGGUUGGCGACGAGGUGGGUCGCGAGGACUACCCCUCGGCACAGCUCCUGGCCCUCAUUCUGGAACUGCUAGCCUUCUGUGUGGAGCACCACACAUACCACAUCAAAAACUACAUAGUCCAACGAGACCUGCUCAAACGAAUCCUCGUCUUGAUGAAGUCCAAACACACAUUCCUUGUGCUUAGUGCUCUUCGGUUUAUGAGGAAGAUCAUCGGCCUGCGCGAUGACUUCUACAACCGUCACAUCAUCAACUCCAAUCUCUUCGCGCCAGUCGUUGACGCAUUUGUCCGUAACAACGGCAGAUACAACCUCUUGGACUCUGCCAUCAUUGAGAUGUUUGAGUACAUCAAAGUGGUGGGUAUUGUCGUGAUGGCAGUCUGUACUCUUCACAGGAAACCUGAACUUAGAUUCAACUAUCUUGCCUGUGUUUUAGAUUUAACCAUUUAUUGGUGUGUUGCGGUGCUCAUUUGGUAUAUUACAGUGAUCGUUUGGUAUACUGCAGUGAUCAUUUGGCGUGCUGCAGUAAAUAUUUGGCAUACUGCAGUAAUUAUUUGGCAUACUGCAGUAUUCUGGAUAAUAACAUCACAAGUCCACCACUUACAAUUAUUCCUACACAUUUCAGACAAAGUCGAGAAGGAGAACGGGGCUAGCAAGAUGCUGGGUGCCACUGGGAAGCAAAGCUUACUACUCAACAAUGGGAAUAAGGAUAACAAUAACAGUGCAACGACGCUCUCUCCCGAGGGCAACAAGUCUCCCGUCCCCGCCCGCAAGAAGGUUAGUCUUGUGGCAUAUGAUGAGAAUUCAGAUGAGGAAGAUGAAGAGGAAGAGGAAGAAGAGCCUGGUGAAGAGGAUCAGGAAGAAGAGGAGGAGGAGGAGGAUGGUAAUGUUCCGUCUGCAAAGAGAGCAAGAUUAAGCAGUGACUGAGGGUGUACAAGUGGCUGAAUCAGCAGUCAGUUAAACUUUGGGUUUGGCCGUGGUGCAGUGGGCAGGGUAAGGUACCACCAGGGUGCACCGAGUGUCGCCACACCCCCACGGUCGUGCCCGAGGCAGAGAGGCAGGCACCCGCCGGAACCCGCCUCACCGCCUGCCUUCUCCGUGUUGCCCGCCCAUGACAGUGUACUCUGAGGCAAUGAUUGCCAGCAGCCUAACACUGCCACCGGCCCAUCCAAGCUGCACCCACUGCCCGCCCCGCCCACCUCGUGUACAUAGCCCGCACAAUGCCUCACACCCAUGUGUACAAAUCCUUCUGUAUAUGUGAGCCAGCAGCAGCAGCAGCAGCAGCUCUGGGCCCCACUGGACCCAUGCCACCAUGACCAAGAAAUAGUGGACAUUUUAAUGGAAUAUUUUUAUAUAGUGUAAAAUUGUUAUUGACAGUGUUAGUACUAGUGUGUGUGCUGAGGGUCUAAACAUGGUAGUGAGGCUGGACUACAAUGGCAGUAGAUUUACACAGACUUGAGGACUGCUAGCUCUCACUGCUCCAUGCAUCACACAUCCCGUUGCCAUGCGUGCGAGGGACUUCCUGUGUGAGUUUGCCAGAUGUGUAUGCGUUCAGUGCAAUCCCCCCCCCCCUUCCUCCCCCUUCCCAAGAGGACGCCACCACCAGUCGACGGCGAGGGACAGACACAACGCUCGAAGGCCUUGCCAGACUUAAUAACUGUGCCUGGGCUGUGAUGCUCCCCACGCUGCUCCUCCAACCCCCCACACAUCCUGGCACACCUGACCAGCAGCUAAGAUAAUUUCAGUAUUGGGUUCCACAACUUUUAGUACCUGUUGUCUCGCGUGCGAGAGAGAGAGAGAGAGUCCAUCGUUAAGUAAUCGGUGCUGAGGAUGCACACAAAGAGGAGCAAGCUGGGCGGAUAAGAUGGCAACAGCAGUUUAUGGUAACACAGAAAUGCAUUUACAAUCAUCAGAGAAUGUCGUCAUCAGCCAUAUCAUUAUCAUUUUAAACUUCACAUCUCAUCCUUUUUUUGUCUUAAGAACAUUCACUUUUUUAAAAGUCCAUCAUUAUGGCACUUAAUGAAGGCAUGUAGAGGCAAUAUUUUCUCCUUGUAUCUCUUUUCUUACAAAAACUGUAAAGUAAAUUUCCACAUGCCACCAUACUAAUACCUUGAUUAUUAAGGAUCCAGCUAAAAAAAAUUCACACAGUAUUAGUUAAGUUUUAUGCAUUUUUCUUGGUUUGUUAAUCUGGACCUUGAAAUACAUGCACAAACUGUAAUAGCAGAUAAAAAAUUUGACCAAACUCCCAGAUGUUCAAGGUAUUGUACUCAGGAAUAGUGCUGUAAAAUACAUAUGAGUCGAGCCCACACUAGCAUAGGUUAAACUUGAUCCUCAGUUCUAACAUUGGAGUAACAUGCUAAUCAGAGUUCCUAAUAUUUGUUACAAUUUUAGGGUUUUCUUAUCAAAUAUAUAAAACUUGGUGACUCCAUUGUUUUUUCCCUUUUGACAUGGUACGUAUUUUGGUUAGCCUUUUUUUUUAUCCUUGGAGAGUUUAAAGGUUUGAGCAGAGAACAUCUCUGGACCACUGGUCCGUGUUCCUUAGCAUCAAGGGGUCCCAUUUACAAAAUUAAAGACAGGAUUUUAAUAUCCAGUCCCAGUUUACAAAAUUAGACAAAUUAAUGGUCUUGUAACUGUCCAUAUAACCAGGUAGUUUCCCCAAGGGUGCCAAGUGUAAGGCUUGUAUCACUAUAUAAUUUAUUAAACAUUAGAAAUUUCACUGUCCAAAAAGGUUUUUUCCAUUUGUAAAGUAUAAAAAUGUACGUUUUAUUUUGAAUGUUACAAGACUUUUUGAUAAUGUAUGUAGCUACAGUUAUGUCUGAAGUUCAAAGUGGAGAAGCUACAGGUGGUAGAAUUGCUGAUAAGAAUGUGAAUGAAACAGUGUGUGAUUUAUGGUAUUUUAUUGAGAACAUCAUAACAUUACUCAUUGUUUCACAUUCACAGAGGCUACAAGUGUACCAGAAUUUGUAUACAGUAUUGUAUUAUUAAUUUUAAUUAUUACUUUUUAUAUUUUUGAAGAUAGUGGAGCAAGAGAGAAUAAUUGUAAAUGCCAUUGUGGAUUCGCUACUAUUUUAUAAGGGAAUACAACCACCAUCAUUGUGAAGGCUAAGCCCCAGCUCUUUACUUUCAAUUAUGAGAAAAUUAUAUAUUUUAGUUUUAGUACUUUGUACAUAAUGGAUUAUUAAUGGGAUUUUGAAUUAAAAUCCCAUUAUUGACUUAACUGUGAUAUGUUGUCAUCAGAAUUCCUUGUUUUUUUGUAGCACACACAUUACACUACUGGUCGAUUACCAAUCAGAAUGAUCAUCUGUGCACUUUAUUUCCCAAGCUGGUCUGGACAACCCUCGAUUUUCUUGUAGUUUAGUCACCGUUUUCAUCCUCCGGGGCCCUGGGGCUUGCCUGUCACAGUGAGCCGAGGCUGCCACCUCCACCAUCAUCAUCACCUGUCAUCGAGCCAUCAAUCACCCACCAUUGUCACAGCAGCACACACAGUUCGUACGCCGCUGUCUUCUCCAAGCUGUCAGUCUUUGUUAUACAGUACGAGGCCUCUUUUGUAGAAACUUAUACAGAGAAAUACUGAAUAAAAUGGGACUAAUU